Messenger RNA from Penicillium malachiteum, 366 nucleotides. RefSeq names its product carboxylesterase. Bases 1 to 366 code for a protein of 121 amino acids. The record is from RefSeq and is a predicted model, not a curated record. The transcript has a single exon. Lineage: Eukaryota; Fungi; Ascomycota; Eurotiomycetes; Eurotiales; Aspergillaceae.
AUGAGGCGUUGGGCGAUAAAAAAAAUCCUCGCCAUACUUGUUCUGGUUGCGUUGCUAUCAUUCUUCGCAGCCUCUGAUCUCUGGAAUGCACUUUUUCCUGAGAAUGUCUCGAUUUAUGGACCGGCACCACUUGCCCUCACAAAAAAUGGGACCUAUGCCGGAAUGCGAAAUGAUUAUCUUGCUCAGGAUCUUUUCCUUGGAAUGCCUUACGCCUUACCACCAGUUGGCGAUCUUCGCUUUGACAUACCCCAUGCCCUUAACCAGUCUUGGAAUCAUCGGAAAGAAGCUAAAGCCUAUGGGCCUCACUGUUUGACAUAUGGUGUAAGCGUACCGUCCGCUCUAGGUAGACAAAAUCAUCAUUUCUGA